Aspergillus saccharolyticus JOP 1030-1 is the source of this 999-nucleotide messenger RNA. RefSeq lists its product as uncharacterized. Bases 212 to 538 code for a protein of 108 amino acids. The transcript is spliced from 2 exons. Lineage: Eukaryota; Fungi; Ascomycota; Eurotiomycetes; Eurotiales; Aspergillaceae. The record is from RefSeq and is a predicted model, not a curated record.
GCUAUGUCGCACAGCAAACACUACAAUGAGUUCCCCCCUUGUCCCGGAAGACAGCACGUGACGUGAUGCGCUGCCGCAAACGACGUCAUCGCCAGGUACCCUCAGCUCCAGCCAAGUCAAGGAGAAUCAAUUCCCACACACACACACAAGACCUCUUCCACUCACGCCCGAUGUUUACUAACUGACGAAACACGAAGCAACAAAGCAUACAAUGACGGCCCCAGAGUCCCAAAGCUACCCCAUCGGCAGUCCCAAAGAAUGCGAACGCAUGGUCCGAGAUUGGGGAUUCAGCCAUGUCUUCACCUGGUCUGAUGGGAGUAACGCGCACUACCCGCCCCAUUCCCACGCCGGAGUGACGACACAUCUAAUCCGCAAGGGGAGUCUGACCAUCACGUAUCCCGAGGAUAAUGCUACGAGGCAUGGAGGCGAGGUCAGGAAGGAGACGCUUGGGGUGGGCGCGAGGCUGGAUGUGCCGGCGGGCAAGCUGCAUGAGGUGUGGAUCGGACAGGAGGGGUGUGAGUAUGUUAUUGGUGAAUAGGAACUGUGAGAUUGAGAUACAGCACGGAGUAUGUGUGUGUGUGAGGUCUAAUGUGAAGGGUAUUGGAAGUUUGGUGUAUCCCCUAACAGCACCUAUUGUAUCAACUUGGUGAUCAGCGAUUAACCGUUUGAAACUACCCCACCGUGUUUGGAGUACGGAGUACGGAGUACUUCACCGCUACUUUCAUGGCAACUGGGUGGGCUCUGAGCAUGUUUCUUUGCACGGAAUGUGGAUGCGCAGACUGGACUUUUCUGCCUGAUAGAUGCAGCUGACAAGUCAAUUCGUGAGAGGAUGGAAGAGGCUGAGAGGGGUUAUUGUUGAUUGUUGGUGCAUGAAAAAUGCCCCGCAUUGGUAUGGGAAGGCAGCCUUGCAGCGCUCUAAAUGCCUGACUGGCCUGCUGUUUGGAUCGUGGAGGUCAAAGGUAACUACAGUACAGGAGAUAUCAACAUAAUCCUCCUCCU